UAAUAAAUAAGAUAUAAUUAUAUAUCAGUAGACGUAUUGUCGUGGAUAGUUUUCUGAGUAGUAUAUAGUAUAUAGUAUUCUUGAAGAGCAUGCGUCGUCAAGAUCCGCAUGCGCUUUCAAAAGAUGAGAACCUUUCAGUUACUUUGAUGUCGUUGUCGCGUAAGCCUCAAGGGAUGUCGAUCGAGACUUUAUCUAAAAAGACAGGCGUGGAGUUUGCGUGCGGGUGGAAUCGUUAUACCAUGACGAUUCUGGGAAUUUGGCCAGCAAAAAGAAGUCUCAGUCAAGCAUCCAGUUACAUAGUAAUAGCCCCCGUAUCAAUGCUUUGCUUUGUCUGUGUAUCGCAAUCAGCAAAUCUGCCAUACGUCUGGAGCGACUUUGACUUGUUGGUAGACAAUUUGUCCCUAGGAAACGUAAUGGUUACCAUGAUGUAAGAAGAAAGGUGAAACAAGUAACCAGAUGCGCAGUAGACCAUACUCUAGACCAAUCAGAACUGGGUCCAAAUUUUGAGAUUCAAUAUGGC
This is a messenger RNA of Solenopsis invicta (red fire ant), 520 nucleotides long. RefSeq lists its product as uncharacterized. The transcript is spliced from 2 exons. The record is from RefSeq and is a predicted model, not a curated record. Lineage: Eukaryota; Metazoa; Arthropoda; Insecta; Hymenoptera; Formicidae. The coding region runs from base 90 to 431 and encodes 113 amino acids.